ACUUUAUGAAAGAGCCUGUGACCACAAGAUGUGACCACAUAUUCUGCAGAUUUUGCAUGUUGCAGCUUCUAAGUAAGAAGAAAAAAAGUCGAGCUCAAUGUCCAAUGUGUAAGAAAGAAAUAAGCAAAAGAAGUCUCCAGGACAGCCCCAGAUUCAGACUCCUGACUGAAGGCUUGAUGAAAAUCAUUAAUGCAUUUGAGCUGGAUUCUGGAUAUAAAUUUCUGCCUAGUCAAGAAUGUCCUAAGAGUAAAGAAGUUACAUGUAAUGAACAGACGGGAAAGCCAGACCAGACUGUAGUUCAAAGUACAGGAUACCGAAACAGGAAAAAAAGAACUCUAAGCAAUGGAGACUAUUCAGCAUUACUGGACACCAACACAGCCAUUGACCAUAUUAGUAGCCAAAACUCUCACAAAAGGCAAAAACAAGAGACCAAGCAAGUCCUCAUUAAAUUUGUGUCGGACUCCUCUGAGGAUGAUUUACUCAAGAAAGCUGACAGUUUGGGAAGUCAAGGUUAUGGUCAGUCUGAACUGGGCGAGGGAAUUGAAGAUACAGCAGGAGAUCACAGUGAAUUACCUUUUACUGAUGAAAUGACAACUCUGAAAGCAGAUGCUGAGGAAAUUGUGGCCUCAGACCUAGCUGAAUAUGGAUUUUCAGAAAGAGACCUUGAAAGCACAAGAAGCAAUUUGUGUCUCAGUGGUCUCAGAACUUUGACAGAAUCACUUGCAGAAAACAGGACCAUAGAAUCCAGUGAUCAUUUAAUUUCAGAUAAUGAGUUAUGUGAAAGAGAAAAUGAACAAACUGUCACUGUAAAACUUAACACAGACAGCCCAUGUGAUAAUGACCAUUUAUUUAUGGAAGAAAGAUAUAUCCCUCAGGAUUGUGGUAGUGAGCUGUCCUUUGCAGUUUCAAAGAAAAGAAUGAAAAGAAGCAUUCAACGAGUUAAUGACUGGCUAUCUAAAAACAAAGAAGUGCUAAACUGUGUUGCAAAAGAUGAUGAUGCCCUGUUAGAAGUGUGUUCUUUAGAGCAUAAAGAUGCAUCUGAAAACAUGUCUUGCACUUCAGAUGAGACUGAAAUAAUGCCUAACCUUGAAGUGGAGCAGAGUAAAGCGGAGAUUACUACUAAACCACCUUUUAAUGUUGAGGACAAAAUAUUUGGCAAAGUCUACAAGAGAGAGAAAAAAUCAACACACAAUAUUUCAUCAAAACCUAUUCCUGAUGUUCAAAAUGAUCUUGUCACAGAGACUGUAAAAGGAAAUGAGAUGGAGAAAGUAAAUAAUUUAAAGCUGAAAAGGAAAGCAGUCAAAGGUCUUCAGCCUGAAGACUUUAUCAAGAGGGUAGAUGAAACGGAAGUCAAUAAGUGUGUUAAUGGUACAAGUUUUUUGAUCAUGGAUAACAUUCAGUCUGAAGAGAUUAAUGAUUGUCAAGCAGGUAAGAUGGUGGUCAAGGAUUUGGAGAUGGCAGAUUCUAGAAAAAUAGGUAAAGAAACUGGAUACCAAACAUUAAAAUCCUCAUCUAACACAAAUGACUCCAAAACAAAAAGAGGGAAGAAUUGUCAACAGAAAAGCAAAUUGGGCAAAAAACUUUCUACUCGUUCAUCUUUAUCUCUUACAUUAGCUGAUGUAGAGGGAAGUGGUUCUUUCAAUGAAACAGAACUUCACAUUGAAAGCUUCCCAAGCAGUGAAGAGACAAAAAAACAGAUUAAACCAAGAAAUAUAAGGAGAAGCAAAAGACUUCAAUUAUUACCAGAAGAUUUUCAUCAGGAAACUGCAACUAUCUCCAGCAGACAAGAAGAGGCUGGUAAUGAAUGCAAUAAUCAGAACCAGGACACUAGUAACAAUGCUAGCAAUAAGAAAGCAGAGAAUAUCGACAACCAUUUUUAUCCUAUUAACACUAUCGGUUCAGAUAAAUGUGAUACACAAAUUAGCUCCCUCUUAUUUCAAAAUCAAACUGCUAAUGUAGUGCAGUCAUCCUGCAAUCAAGUAGAUACAAAUACAAAUUUGCCCAGGGAUGAUAUUCAAAGUUCUGGCUCCAAUAACAGUGCCAAUCAAUUUGCACGUAACAAUGGUGAAGAUUGUUGGGAACCAGCACAGCAUGUUGCAGUACGUGGUUGGCAGGAGAGUAUGGAAAUAGAAGACAGUGAGCUUGAUACAGAGUCCUUGCUCAAGACAUUCAAAAGUGCCAAAAGAAUGUCGUUUAUACUAGAACCCAGCACCAUAACUGAAAGUAAAGAGAACUUUGAAAAGAAUAUAGGUUUAUCUAGUAUCGAUAACAAUUUGCACACACCAGAAACCACUGUAAUGACAUCAAGAAGACCCCAAACAAGUAUAAACCUGAAUAUGUCUGACCAUGAAAAAGUUGAAAGUAACAAUUUUAAUAGCGAUAGUAGUAUUGUAGCAGCCACUGAACCGUAUACGACUAAUACCAUUAAUCAGAAUAACGAAAAACAACCUCUUUCUCACGAGUUGGGCGAUAUGGUAGCAAAAACAAGGAAUGUAAAAUACAGAAGAAGUUUAAGGAAUAAAAAGAAUAUUAGCCUUUCUCCACAUAAUGUUGUGGCAAGCUCUGUUCCUAAUGCAUGUAGUCAAACAACAGGUUUUAGUAACAUAGUAGAAAAUUCUGUCCAGACAAAUGCUUUAAACACAGCUAAUACUAUAGUGACCACUGAAUGUAUAUUAAGUGACAGUGCCACUUUAAGUAAAAACAUGGAGUUUGUAUUACAUUCAGAGACUGGAUCAGUAGUCUCAGACCUUAUAGUUACUCCAGCUGCAGCCAGUCACAGAGACACUAGAAGUGAAACUGAUCAUGGAGAAAAUGAACAAGCAAAGAGAGAUUGUUUUUUGAACUACGCUGAUGAAGAACAAAUAAAUCAGAUUACUCAUUGUAAUGAAUCUCAUGGUUCAGUGGUAGGUAAAUUAGAGUCUCAUGCUGGCAAAAGUACUGAAGUUUAUUCUGACUUGACGGUUGGUUUGCAGUCCAACACUUUGAUGCCUGAAGAAAAUACAAACUUCUGUGAAGUUGUAGAGACAUCAUUUGUUUUUGGCAAAGACAAAAAAUCUAGUAAUCUCACUAGUAGUUUGUCUUCAAGUCAGUCACAGACAAAUUUUAAAAGACGACGAUGUCGGCCCCAGAAACUUAAAUCCUCAGAUGAAGAGUCAAGUGAAGAUGAUGAAUUGCCGUGCAUCCAAGCAUUGUUAAAUGCCAAACCGUCCGUGUGUUCAAGUGCUUCAGGAUAUAAAAACUCUUCUCCUCGAUCUUCACCAAGGCAGCAAGGUGGAGCCCUGACAAUGUUUAGCAGCAGCAGUGUCAGUGGCAAAACUCAUCCGAGUAAUACAAUACUCAACACAGCAUUCCCUACAUUAAGCCAAGAAUCAGAAUGUUCCAUAAACUUGUUUUCUUCUCAGUCAAACACGUCUGAUCAUUCAGUAAAUCAUAGACAAAGAAAAACCCAUCGUAAGAGUGGAGAGACCAGCCAGUGGAGAGAUGAAGUUCAAAAAGUCGAAGAAGAGGGAAUUUUUGAUGAGAAAAGUGUUGAAGACAAAUUCAUGGAACAAAACUUAGCUGAGGUAUCAGGAUGUGAUAGUGAAGCCAGUCACACAGGGGAUUCGUCAGGCCUGUCGUCACAGGGAGAGAUCCUCUCUACACAGCAACGGGAUGCUAUGCAAAACAAUUUAAAGAAACUCCAGCAAGAAAUGGCUGCUCUGGAAGCAGUUCUGCAACAGCAUGGGACACAGGAGUUCAGAUCGAAGGAGGGAUGCUUGUCCCCAGCUGACAGUGUCACAAUAAGACAGCAGAAGGUCCAGGAGAAACAAACAGACAAUGUUAUUGCGGUUGUCCCCAGCCUGAUCACUGAGAAGGAAGAGCAGACAAUUCUGAAUGGAUCAUGUCAAGCAGAACAGCAGAAUACUGAUAGUGACUUGCAGUGUGCUAAUAGUACAGAGUCUCCAACUCCUCCUCCAACUCCUUCCCAACCAAAACAAAGGAAGGAAACUCCUGAGAAGGUCCGUCUGUCCAUCAGCUUACUAAAAGAAUUGCAAGAUUCUGUUCUUACACAGGAGAAAGCAACUCACAUGGAGGAACCUUCAGAAACUACACAUUCUGUUCCUGAGCCAGCAAAUGUAACCCCAAAAACCAAAUCAAAUCAAAACAAAACACCACCUAAAAACAGACAGAGACAUAAAAGGCUUAAGUCAGCCACUGAAAUGUCCACAUCUAAGAAAGUUUCAUCAGUUUCAUCUGCAGCAGAGCCCAUGUGCUUCCCACGGCCGGUUAAUAAAAUCUCAGGAAGAUCCGCGUCCCCUACGUUUGCCUCACCAAUUCGGAGUAGAGCAGCUGCUGCUAAUUUUAAAAGUCCAGUAGUAUCCUCCAGGAAAAACUUCUCCUUGGUGGCAUCUGGCAUCAGCCCAAGUGAAAUGGUACUAAUUCAAAAGUUUGCAAAGAAAACCCAGAGCACAUUAACAAAUCAAAUAUUGGAUUCAACAACUCAUGUCAUAAUCAAAACAGAUGCAGAUUUAGUGUGCGAGAGGACUUUGAAGUAUUUCUUGGGGAUUGCAGGAAGAAAAUGGGUAGUAAGCUAUCAAUGGAUUGUACAGUCGUUCAAAGAGGGACGAAUCCUUGAUGAGUAUGAUUUUGAAGUGAAAGGAGAUGUAAUCAAUGGGAAAAACCAUAGAGGUCCAAGAAGAUCAAGGCUGGGAUCAGAUGGACUGCUCCUAAAGGAUUUUGAAAUUUGCUGCCAUGGACUUUUCACAGACCUGAAUACUGAUCAGCUGGAGUGGAUGGUGACCCUGUGUGGAGCUUCACUAGUCAAGGAUCCUCAACAUUUUAAACAUAGUUUGAAAUCUUUAGUCAUUGUGCAGCCUGACUCGUGCCUUACAAACACUGAUUAUGAAGCAUUUAGGAAGAAGUUUAGAGCCACAGUGGUUGUUCGUGAAUGGCUACUAGACAGUGUUUCUAGUUACAAGCUUCAGCCAUUUGAUGGUUACCUAGUAUGAUGGAUGCUUGCCAAUUGUGAGGGCGCUGAUCAGAUCUGUUUUUAGGAAGAUAUUACAAGAUGAGAUGUCUUCAGUCAUUAAAUCCUUUCUACCAGCAUACCUUUAUUAGAUGUAUUAGCCCAUUCAUGGUUUACAGAAUACAACAUAUUUCCCAAUGAGAGUUAUGUUACUGUAUUACCUUCCAAUGUACAAAUACAUGAGCUCUCUAGGUUAAUGUAAGGUUAUGAGAAAACGCUGAGAUAUUUUGCAUAUUUGGAAUGUCACAAAAGAAUCAUAUGAUAGAACUGUUUUACAGAAACAUAUAUCAGAACAAAACAUUUAGGUUUUUAGAAAAUAUUUACAGGACUUAUUCAUGUUAUGCAGUGUAUAAGGAAAGGAAUUGUUUUAUCUACAGUGCAAUAACUAUCCUAUAUGUGGAUGACUGGAAUAAGUAAAUAACAAGAAAAGAUUGGCUUGCACUUAUCCUUUCCUGUUGAAAUACAGGAGGAAGAGUUGUAAAAGUGCUCACGAUCAGUAUUCAAAAUCUCUUUUACACAGGCAAAUUGUUUUUUGUUUUAAAUCUUAGAAACUGAAAUAUAAAAAAUAUUGGGGGGGGUUUACAACUGCGUAUAGAAGCUGCAUAUCCGAGUUCACAACCUGCUUUGUAACAGAUUAAUCUAUAUUUCUUGCAUGUAAGCAUAAAUAUGUUUUACAUUUCUAAUUCAUUUGUUUAACUUCUGGUUUGAGAAACAGAACUGGGGAAGGUCAAGUCUAUUACUUGAUGUUUAAAUGGUAUUUCACCUACAUGGUGUAAUGUUCUCUUUUGGUACUUGUUGCCAUGUAAUGUCAAAUACAGAGAUAACCCAAUUAACCCCACUGAGUGUCAGAGUGCUGUUUCAUGGCUCUGUUUGGCAGCCAUGUCAUUGAUAAGGCAGGGGAGUUCGUAUGAUUCCCCCAUUGAUGUUGGGUACUCAAACACAUUGCAGGAUAUCCGAAUCAUUAAAAGCUUUGAAACAGUUUUACUGAUAUUUCCAUUUUUAUUACUGUUUGAUAUUUGUAGCUUUUCAUAUGAUAUUUUCAUCUGCAUGUGCAUUACAUAAGGGCUGCGGGCAAUUGCUUAAAUGUAAAAUAAACCAAAUAUUAAAAAGGUCACAGCACUUAAAACCCAUUCACAUGGAUACGCAACGUUUCGGGGCUCACAGCUCUUAAUCAUUAAUGAUCAUUACUCCAGUCCCACGUGCACUUACACUGUUGGAAGUCGUUCAGGUUCUGUGCUCACUUUGUAUUAAAUGUAAAAUAACUUAUUUUAACAGUGUGAUUUUAAGGUUUAGUGCUCAAAACUAAUGACUUGGCAGCACAGCCAUUAACUAUUAUUCUAGACAUUUAGAGGGUCCAAAAUGUUAAAAUUCCAUAUUUUUAUUUUAUAACCUUGUUCUCAAGAGAGAAGUUAUGUUUAGUGCAACAUUAAUAGUCUGAAUGUUUAUCAUUGAUAAUGGCUGAUAUGUUGGGGGUCUAGAAUUCUGCUACCUCUUUAGAAUCCAAGGAAAAUGAAAAAAGCCCAGAAAAUGCUGGAGAGAUAAUUAGUCUGGUAGUUAUUAAUCUACUGAGAUAUCCGACUUUCCUAAAUCUAAUCUGGCAACGGUUAUUCAAUAGUUGUUUCCAAUGAGAAUUUUAUUCAUAAGAAAUCAUGACAUAUAUUGAAGCUUAUGUAAUUUUGUAGAGUUUAUGUAAAUAUUUUUAAUUGUACAGUUCCUGUAUAAUUUGAAAUGUACCUUUAAUAAAUGCUUUAAUGUUCAGUGGC
Messenger RNA from Bombina bombina (fire-bellied toad), 6768 nucleotides. It is a transcript of the gene BRCA1, whose product is annotated as BRCA1 DNA repair associated. The record is from RefSeq and is a predicted model, not a curated record. The transcript is spliced from 21 exons. Gene Ontology annotation, molecular function: DNA binding; zinc ion binding; ubiquitin-protein transferase activity. Gene Ontology annotation, biological process: negative regulation of fatty acid biosynthetic process; double-strand break repair via homologous recombination; positive regulation of transcription by RNA polymerase II. Bases 6 to 4988 code for a protein of 1660 amino acids. Lineage: Eukaryota; Metazoa; Chordata; Amphibia; Anura; Bombinatoridae. Gene Ontology annotation, cellular component: plasma membrane; BRCA1-A complex; nucleus.